Messenger RNA from Capra hircus (goat), 834 nucleotides. RefSeq names its product keratin-associated protein 13-1. The record is from RefSeq and is a predicted model, not a curated record. Lineage: Eukaryota; Metazoa; Chordata; Mammalia; Artiodactyla; Bovidae. Bases 92 to 562 code for a protein of 156 amino acids. The transcript has a single exon.
AGAGUAUAUAUAAGCACAUCUGUCCAGAACAUUACAUUCAAACUCAGAAUCUUCUCACUGUAGCGCAGCUGAACUCACAUCUCCUGUGAACAUGUCCUACAACUGUUGUUCCAGAAACUUCUCCUCCUGCUCCCUUGGGGGCCACCUGCGCUACUCAGGCUCCUCCUGUGGCUCCUCCUUCCCCAGAAACCUGGUCUACAGCACUGAUCUCUGCCCUCGAAGCUCCUGCCAGCUGGGCUCUUCUCUCCGCAGUCAAGAGACCUACUGUGAGCCCAUCAGGACCCAGACGUUCCGUGUGGUGUCCCGUCCCUGCCAGACGUCCUGCCGCCGUCGGAGGACCUCCACCUUCUCCAGUCCCUGCAAGACGACUCACCAUGGAUCUCUGGGCUGUAAGUCCAGCAGCUGCAGCUCCCCGAGCUCUGGAUCCAGAAGGAGCUACUCAGUGGGCUGUGGAUCCCGUGUCUUCAGACCCCUGGGCUAUGGAGUCUGUGGCUUCCCUUCCCUGGGCUGUGGAUCCCGAUUCUGGCACCCAAUUAAUUUUCCCUGCAGAAGUUUCCAUUAAUCUUGCUACUUACCAACCUGUAGAUCUGGCUUCUACUGAUUAACUUGUAGAGGAGCCAAAUUCAUUUGAGAAAUUUAGAUUGUGUACCCUAAUUAUCUGCUAUCUUAAUCUGCUCCAUUGAAAAGUAUUCUAGUAUUUCCUGAUCACUGGCAAUUCUUUACCUUUCUAACCCUUAGACUGGGGAGAUAAAUUCACACUGUCAACCUACAAAGUUAAUAAGAAAUUCAAAUUGAAUGGUAGAUAGAAUUUACGGUUUUGCACUUCUCCCAAAG